Pedinophyceae sp. YPF-701 is the source of this 4428-nucleotide messenger RNA. The record is from the annotation of a GenBank genome assembly. NCBI's taxonomy places the organism in Eukaryota, Viridiplantae, Chlorophyta, Pedinophyceae.
AUGACGGAGAAGUUCCUCAAGGACAUGCAGUCCGAGAUGGACGAAGAUUCCCCGGUCACGUCCGCCGACCUCGAGGACCAGAUGGAGUCGCUGCGUUCAGAAGCCCAGACUCUCACCCAGCAGAUUGACGGCCUGUUCGCGGACUUCCUCGGCGUCACGCUCCCGGACGACGACGAGGACGCCCCCGGCGAGGUCUUCCAAGGUUUGACCGAGCCGGCUUUCGUGCAGCUCUCCCGCGAGCGCCCGCGCGUCUCCGCGGCCCUCCUGCGCGCAGCCGAGGCCGAGCGGAAGGCCGACUGGCCGUCGUUCCAACGUCGCACUACGGAACUCAAACAGCGCCGUUCCCGCGUCGAACGCGAGCUGGAGUCCCUCCGCGCCGUCGUCGCGGACGCGAAACGCGCCGCCGCGUCCCGCGCCGCGGCCGAGCUGCGCCGCGCCGAGAGCGACGCCCGAGACGACGCGGCCGGCGGCGCAACAACGACGGGCACGCUGCCGGGCGGGCAGAAGGUCCGCGUGGUGCUGCUGUCCGGGUUCGAGAGCUUCAACGUCGGGCAGUACCGCGACGUCGCGCGGCAGCUCGCGCGGCGCGUGCCGGGCGCGGAGCUGUGCGUGUUCUCAGACCGGGACCUCGACGCGCGGCGCGGCGAGGUGGAGGCCGCGCUGGACGGCGCCGACGUGCUGUUCGCGUCGCUGCUGUUCGACUUCGACCAGGUCGAGUGGCUGCGCGCGCGUGCGGAGAAGAUACCGACCCGGCUGGUCUUCGAGUCGGCACUCGAGCUGAUGAGCCUGAAUCAGGUGGGGUCGUUCAAGAUGGGCGGUCAGACGGGGGAGAAGAAGGGCCCGCCGCCCGCGGUGAAGAAGGUGCUGUCGCUCUUCGGGUCGCAGAGGGAGGAAGACAAGAUGGUCGGCUACCUGUCGUUCCUCAAGGUCGGCCCGAAGCUUCUGAAGUACGUGCCGGGCGACAAGGCAAAGGACUUGCGCGCGUGGCUCACUGCCUACUCGUACUGGAACCAGGGCGGCGCGGAGAACGUGCUGUCGAUGCUGCUCUACCUCCUCGCCGACCUCUUCGGCAUGCAAGGCGCCGAGCCCGCGCCAGUCCAGGAGACUCCCCCCCUGGGACUCCUCCACCCUGACGCGGGCAAGGGCCGCUACUUCUCGUCCCCGGAGCGCUACCUCGAGUGGUACCGGCGCGAGGGCCCCCUGCGCGGCCAGGACGUCCCCACGGUCGCGGUGCUCCUCUACCGCAAACACGUCAUUACGGAGCAGCCCUACAUCGACCAGAUGAUUCGCGCCAUGGAGGCGAGCGGCGUCCGGCCGCUGCCGAUCUUCAUCAACGGCGUCGAGGCGCACACGAUCGUGCGGGACAUGCUCACGUCCGAGCACGAGCGCAAGGCGGGCGUGCGCAACCCUACGCUGCGGCAGGAUGCUGUUGAUGUGGACGCCGUCGUCAACACGAUUGGGUUCCCGCUCGUGGGCGGGCCCGCGGGCUCGGUGGAGGCCGGGCGGCAGUCGGACGUCGCGAAGGCGAUCCUAGAGGCCAAGAACAUCCCCUACGUUGUCGCCGCGCCCCUUCUCAUCCAGGACAUGUCGUCGUGGGUUCGGGACGGAGUCGCUGGGCUGCAGUCCGUCGUGUUAUACUCCCUCCCGGAGCUGGACGGCGCGAUCGACACGGUCCCGCUCGGCGGCCUCGUCGGCGACGACAUCUACCUCGUGCCCGAGCGCGUCAUGCGGCUCUCGGAGCGCCUGCGGCGCUGGACGGCGCUGAAGAAGAAGCCCGCAAGCAAGCGCAAGGCCGCGAUCGUGCUCUACGGGUUCCCCCCGGGCGUCGGCGCCACGGGGACGGCCGCGCUGCUCAAUGUGCCGAAGUCGCUCGAGGCCGUGCUGGAGCGCAUGGAGAAGGAGGGGUAUGACGUCGGACGCAACCCGGGGGAGUCCUUCGAGGGGGUCGGAGAGCGCCUGGUCAAGGCGCUCGGGGCGCAGCUGGCCGACCAGCGCCGCAUCUCGCAAGGUGCCGAGGCCGUCGACAAGCUCGGUGCCGCCGGCGCCGAGUCGUACGGCUUCCGUCCGGCCACCGCGAGCGUCACCCCGCGCGACCUCAAGGCCAUGCUCACGUUCCCGCGUUCUUGGGGCCCCUCCGAGUGGGGGCCUAUUCCCUACCUUCCCGACCCCGACAUCCUCGUUUCCCGAAUGGAAAACCAGUGGGGCUCGCUGGAUACCUACCGCGGCAUCAUGACCUCGGCGCGCGGCGACUGCAUCUGCCCGGGCGUCCAGGCGGGCAACGUGUGGAUUGGGGUGCAACCUGCGCUUGGGCUUGAAGGCGACCCGAUGAGGCUGCUGUUCGAGCGGGACCUCACGCCGCACCCGCAGUACGCGGCGUUCUACAAGUGGCUCCAGGAGGGGUACGACGCGGACGUCGUGCUGCACUUCGGCAUGCACGGGACGGUGGAGUGGCUGCCGGGAUCGCCGCUGGGCAACACGGGGCUGUCGUGGUCGGACGUGCUGCUCGGGCACAUUCCGAACGUCUACAUCUACGCGUGCAACAACCCGAGCGAGUCGAUCAUUGCGAAGCGCCGCGGCUACGGCACGAUCGUGUCGCACAACGUGCCGCCGUACGGACGCGCGGGGCUGUACAAGCAGCUCGCUGAGCUCAAGGCGCUCCUGCAGGAGUACCGCGAGGACCCGGAGAACAACGAGGCGCUCCGGGCGCCGAUCGCGCAGCAGCUCAACGCCUCGGGCCUCGAGGACGACUGCCCGUACAGGCCGUCGGCCGCGUCAGGCCUCGCGUCUGACUUCCGCCUCACGCCUGAGUCAGCCGGCGAGGUCCCCGCGGGGGAGUUCGGCGAGUACGCCGGCGAGCUGUACGCCUACCUCCAGGUCGUCGAGUCCCGCCUGUACUCCGAGGGCCUGCACGUCCUCGGCAGCGCCCCGGGGUCAACGGAACUCGAGCAGUACCUGACCGCGUACUUCGGGGAUUCCCUAUCUGCCGACCUCGUGGACGAGGUGGUCCGGGCGCGGUCCGUGGAGGCCGCGCGCGUGGCGCUCGAGCGCGCGUUCGCGCAGCCGGACGCCGACGUGGACGACGGCGUCCAGGAAAAGGUGAAGGAGGCGCUUGAGAUCCGGCGGCUCCUGGAGCUCAACAGCGAGGAGCUGAGCUCGGUGUCGCGGGCGCUGCGCGGGGAGUUCGUGCCGCCCGCGGCGGGCGGCGACCUGCUGCGCGACGGGGCGGGCGUGCUCCCGACAGGCCGCAACAUCCACGCGCUGGACCCGUACCGCAUGCCCUCUGACGCCGCGGAGGCACGCGGGGCUGCGGUGGGCGCGGAGAUCAUCCGCCUGCACCGCGAGCAGAACGGCGGCGCGUACCCGGAGACGUGCGCGGUGAAUCUCUGGGGCCUCGACGCCAUCAAGACGAAAGGCGAGUCCGUGGGAAUCCUGCUCCACCUGGUCGGGGCGAGGGUCGUGAAGGACCAGACCGGGCGCGUGGUGCGCUUCGAGCCCGUGCCGCUCGACGAGCUCGGCCGCCCGCGCGUCGACGUCUUGUGCAACAUGUCGGGUAUCUUCCGAGACUCGUUCCAGAACGUCGUCGAGCUCCUGGACGACCUUUUCCAGAGGCUCGCUGCGCUCGAGGAGCCGGAGGACAUGAACUUCGUCAAGAAGCACGCGGCCUCGAUGUCUGCCAAGGGGCUCGAGAACCCGACCGCGCGUCUCUUCUCGAACCCCGCGGGCGACUACGGCUCCAUGGUGAACGAGCGCGUCGGCGCGUCGGACUGGACGGGCGGCGACGAGCUCGGCGACACGUGGGCCUCGCGCAACGCCUUCUCGUACGGGCGCGGCUCCGAGCGCGGCACCGCGCGGCCCGAGGUCUUGGAGUCCCUCCUCGCCACGACGGACCGCGUGGUGCAGGAGAUCGACAGCGUCGAGUACGGCCUCACGGAUAUCCAGGAGUAUUACGCGAACACGGGGGGAGUGAAGCGGGCCGCGGAGGUGGCGCGGAAGGGCAAGAAGGUCGGCUGCAGCGUCGUGGAGUCGUUCGGGCGCGACGUCACGCCGCGGGAGCUCGACGAGGUGCUGCGGCUGGAAUAUCGUAGCAAACUUCUUAAUCCCAAGUGGGCGGACGCGAUGGUGUCGCAGGGGUCGGGCGGCGCGUACGAGGUGUCGCAGCGGAUGACGGCGCUCAUGGGCUGGGGCGCGACCGUCGACUUCCAGGAGAACUGGGUAUGGGAUCAGGCCGCAGAGACGUACGCGCUGGACGAGGAGAUGGCCGCCCGGCUGCGCAAGUCGAACCCCGAGGCUUUUCGGAACAUCGUCAAGCGUAUGCUGGAGGCGUCAGGGCGCGGGAUGUGGGACGCGGACGACGGCACGCUCGAGCGGCUGCAGGAGCUGUACCAGGAGAUGGACGACCAGCUCGAGGGCGUGAUCGCGGCGCCCUAG